Molecule: messenger RNA, 2356 nt
Organism: Loa loa (African eye worm)
Lineage: Eukaryota; Metazoa; Nematoda; Chromadorea; Rhabditida; Onchocercidae
Product: glycosyl transferase
Exons: 16
Coding region: 315-2183 (622 amino acids)
Cellular component (GO): Golgi apparatus
Source: RefSeq, a predicted model, not a curated record
UUCCAAGUGAUGAGGACGUUGACAGUGUUUGUGCACACAUUUGUCAAAGGUUGAAACCAUCUUUGCGAAUCUAAGGAGAAGUGUUAAAGUUUAAAUUAGCAUACGAAACACGGACAUAUCGUCCAUUCAAUGUUGAGGCACUAUUCAACUACUGACUGAAAAUUGAAAGGAAGUGUCUGAUUUGUUUACACAAAGUAAAUAUGCAAGGAAGCUCAUUGACCAACAAGUGAGAAAACGAAAAGUAAAAACGGCGACUUCUGGUACCUGACGUCUUCGGGGAUUACAAAUUGACUGUUGUGUUACUCAGUAGUAACAUGGGUGCUCUGGUAAUCCCAAGAAGACGGUCACUUGUCUUCAAACUAAUACUUUUGAUAUCAGUAGUUUGGUUGUGUGUUAUACUGUAUUUUGCUGUUUCUACGAAAGUGCCAGAUAAGGUCCCUUCUGUGAGGCAUUCAAGAGUUGAGUUACUAAAAUUACAUAAAUUAGAAGGCUUCGGCCCUCCUAUACCAAUCAAAUCUGCCAUUGAGGUCGAGCAGAAGUUUCCUGUACAAAAUAUCGAUGUGAGGAUUAACGAGUGGAAUAUUCCUAAUCCAAACAGAGCUCUGUUCAACCGGGAUUCUCCUAUCUACAAAUCGGGUGAUGAACAUCAACCGGGUGAAGGUGGAAAAGCAGUGAUAAUCGACAGAAACAAACUGGCUUUUAGUGAAAAAAGAAUUUACGAUGACGGAUUUAACAAAAACGCUUUUAACCAGUACGUCUCAGAUAUGAUUUCGAUACACAGGAGUUUGCCUAGUUAUAUCGAUGAAGAAUGCAAAACUGAAAAAUAUGCAAACGAUCUUCCGAACACUUCGGUUAUCAUAUGUUUUCAUAACGAAGCUUGGUCAGUUUUGCUCCGAACUGUACAUAGUGUACUUGAAAGGACACCAGAAAAUUUACUUGCUGAGAUUAUCUUGGUUGAUGAUUUUUCGGACAUGGCACAUCUCAAGGCGAGUCUGGAAAUUUAUAUGCGGCAAUUUCCGAAAGUUCGUAUUUUACGCCUAGAAAAACGUGAAGGUCUAAUAAGGGCGCGCAUCAAAGGAGCCGCUAUUUCAAAAGGUUCUGUGAUUACAUACCUCGAUUCUCACUGCGAAUGUUUGGAAGGUUGGAUGGAACCUCUUUUGGAUCGAAUCAAAAAAAAUCCGAAAACAGUGGUAUGCCCUGUUAUUGACGUAAUUGAUGAUAACACCUUUGAGUACCACUACUCGAAGGCUUACUUCACGAAUGUGGGUGGUUUCGAUUGGUCAUUACAGUUUAACUGGCAUGCCAUUCCUGAGAAGGAUCGUAAAGGUAGAAGGGAUAUAGACCCCGUCAAGUCUCCAACCAUGGCUGGUGGCCUUUUUUCCAUUGAUCGUACCUUUUUCGAAAAAUUAGGAUCCUAUGAUCCUGGUCUCGAUAUUUGGGGUGGGGAAAAUUUGGAACUUUCAUUCAAAACAUGGAUGUGUGGUGGAAUAUUGGAGAUUGUUCCGUGCAGUCACGUUGGUCAUAUAUUUCGGAAACGGUCACCUUAUAAAUGGCUUUCUGGUGUGAAUGUAUUGAAGAGGAAUUCUGUUCGUUUAGCUGAAGUAUGGAUGGACGAGUACAAAAAGUAUUACUAUGAGAGGAUUAACAAUAACUUGGGUGAUUUUGGUGAUGUAAGCAGCAGAAAAGCAUUGCGUGAAAAACUACAAUGUAAAUCUUUCAAAUGGUAUCUGGAUAAUGUGUAUCCGGAAUUGUUUGUUCCAGGAGAUGCUAUUGGAAAAGGAGAGAUUCGCAACAGAGGAGGAGGAUCGAAGAAUUGUUUAGAUUGGGCAUCACAUGGAAGGCAAAGAUCGGUAAAUGCGGGUCUAUACUGGUGUCAUAAAAAGGGCGGUAAUCAGUACUGGAUGCUAAGUAAAGAUGGUGAAAUACGAAGGGAUGAGUCGUGUAUUGACUAUGCCGGUGUCGAUGUUAUGGUUUAUCCUUGUCAUGGAAUGAAGGGUAAUCAAGAAUGGAAAUAUCUUCUUUAUCAAAGUCAAUUUCUUCACGUCGUUACCAAUAAAUGUUUGGAAAUGUCGAGAGAUGGUACCAGAUUGAUGGUAAAUGUUUGUGAUCGAACAAAUCCUUAUCAGCAGUGGUUGAUUCAAGAAUUCAAUCGAACAUUAGCUAGAAAGUACGGAUUAUUAUGAGCCGAAGUAAAGGUGUAAGUUAAGUAAGAGAGGGAAGCAAGCGGAAGGAAACAAGGAAAAGCCACUAUAGUAGUGGCGAGUUUUAGUUUCCCAUCAAAUUGAGUCAUGCAUUAUAUAUAAAUGUUGUCACAUUACUAUUUAAAGAAUGCUGUUACCAGUGUCUUACUUACCGU